AGUUGGAUUCGCGACGUUGUUGAGGUAAGACCAGCUUAACCAUCGCGGGCUAGGUGCCUCAGAAAGUGCGAGGUGUGAUACCAAAAAGAAAUUAUUAAGUGGAAAUGAAAAAAAUGCCGCGACGCACGACAAAGACCAUGAGUAAAAGUGACCAAGUGACUCCAAGCUCUGUUCAAUAUUCAGUGAUAGUGAUGUUGUUUUUGCUCAUCAAUUUCACCGAAAAUGUUUCAUGUGGCGGAAAUCUCACGAAACGGAGCCUCAAGAAUACUAUUUCCUGCAUUGAAGACGGUCGUUUCUAUCGUAACCCAGAACGUCCGGUACAUAAGAUGUGGUCAAAUGCAGAAUGUUCCAAGUACUACUUAUGCCUCGAGGGUGAAGUGUUUGAGUUCAAGUGUUCCGUUGGACUUCUCUUUGACGUCACUCGACAGAUUUGCGACUUCAAGAGCAAUGUCGAUAAUUGUGAUAUAACAGCCGAACCCCAAGUACCAAAACCCCUCCUGGCUGAAGCAAACUGUUCGGACAGGAGUCACCUAGGCUGUGGAGACGGGACCUGUCUGCCGAACGAGUACUUCUGCGACGGAAGCGUUGACUGUCCUGAUGGAUCAGACGAAGGCUGGUGCGAUGUAAGCAAUGACCCAAAUGCUGCAUCAACCUGCGAUUUAUCCACCUGUCAACUUCCCGAAUGCUUCUGCUCAAAAGAUGGAACAAUCAUCCCAGGACGCUUGGAUCCCAAUCAAGUGCCCCAGAUGAUUCUACUAACUUUCGACGAUGCCAUCAACUUUGAGAAUUGGGAUCUUUACACCAAAAAGAUCUUCACAGCUGAACGAAAGAAUCCCAACGGAUGCCCGAUAAAGUCCACUUUUUAUAUUUCCCAUCAAUAUACCAACUACCAGCAAGUGCAGAAAAUGUGGAAUGAUGGACAUGAAAUUGCUGUGCACUCAAUAACGCAUCGAGGCCCUGAAGACUGGUGGUCUAGGAAUGCUACAAUUGAGGACUGGUUCGAUGAGAUGGUGGGUCAGGCCAACAUCAUCAACAAGUUCGCGAAUGUGCGAAUGGAGGAUUUAAGAGGUAUCAGAGUGCCAUUUUUGAGAGUCGGAUGGAACAGACAAUUUCUAAUGAUGAAGGAGUUUGGAUUUGAGUAUGAUUCAUCAAUGGUGGCACCCUUUUCAAACCCACCACUCUGGCCAUAUACCCUGGACCACAAAAUGCCCCACACUUGCAUGGGCAGCAACCAAAACUGUCCCUCAAGGAGUUAUGCUGGAAUCUGGGAAGUAGUGAUGAACCAACUGGAAGCUGGAGAGUAUACUUGUGGAAUGGUAGACACUUGUCCACCAAACAUGAAUGGCGAAGAGAUGUACAAAAUGUUUACGCACAACUUUAAGAGACACUACCUCACCAACAGAGCUCCACUUGGGCUCUUUUUCCAUACCACUUGGUUCCGCAAUAAUGAUUACAAGGAUGCUUUUAUGCAUUUCCUGGAUGAUAUGCGGAAAAUGCCUGAUGUAUACUUUGUUACAACACACGAGGCCAUCGAAUGGAUCCGUAAUCCAACUCCUCUCAAUCAGAUAAACCAAUUUGAGCCAUGGAGUUGCAAAGGUCGUCAGCUGCAACCACAUGAAAUUGCAUGCAACUUACCUAACAUCUGCAAGCUCCACAGUCGCGUACUUCAGCAGGAUCGGUAUCUGUACACAUGCAACGAAUGCCCAGCUCAGUAUCCGUGGCUGAGGAAUGAAUUCGGCUUGGAUUGAUACCCAUACCGCUGGCCAGAUUCAGCUCAUUUUCCCACUGAACGCUCUGUUGAACGCCAAGGAAUGCUCCCUCACUGCAAAGGGCAAUGGUACGGGGGCAAAUGUUAUUUAUGCUGCAUAAUAUUAUCUCGCAUUCUCCUGCAUGAGGACACACUUUCCAGUAUUUAAGAAUAAAAAGAGAACAAACUGUA
Phlebotomus papatasi is the source of this 1939-nucleotide messenger RNA. It is a transcript of the gene ChLD3, whose product is annotated as chitin deacetylase 1. Lineage: Eukaryota; Metazoa; Arthropoda; Insecta; Diptera; Psychodidae. Gene Ontology annotation, cellular component: extracellular region. Gene Ontology annotation, biological process: carbohydrate metabolic process. Bases 105 to 1748 code for a protein of 547 amino acids. Gene Ontology annotation, molecular function: chitin binding; hydrolase activity, acting on carbon-nitrogen (but not peptide) bonds; protein binding. The record is from RefSeq and is a predicted model, not a curated record. The transcript is spliced from 6 exons.